Betta splendens (Siamese fighting fish) is the source of this 1623-nucleotide messenger RNA. RefSeq names its product coiled-coil domain containing 65 (gene drc2). NCBI's taxonomy places the organism in Eukaryota, Metazoa, Chordata, Actinopteri, Anabantiformes, Osphronemidae. The transcript is spliced from 8 exons. The coding region runs from base 161 to 1570 and encodes 469 amino acids. Gene Ontology annotation, biological process: regulation of cilium movement; cilium-dependent cell motility; axonemal dynein complex assembly. Gene Ontology annotation, cellular component: axonemal dynein complex; axoneme. The record is from RefSeq and is a predicted model, not a curated record.
GACGUCGUUGCCAUGGAGACGGGACUCAAACAGCGUUUAGUGCGGGCUCGGAGCAGACAGUUUGUGUCCGGUUGGUUGAGUGACUGAAUGAGAAUAAAACGAGCUGGUCGCUAACUGCCAACUAGACGAAGCUACGUUUAACGGCUGAGCGUGGAUAAAAAUGCCCAAGAAACAGAAGAAAGCUGCAGGAGGCGGAGGGAGGACGGAGGAGGAGAAGCUCGUGUACCUGCAGCAGAGAGCUCAGGCCGAGGAGGAGCUGGCCAGGAAGAAGGAGGAGAUCCUGGCGCUGUUCCUGAAGGACAAGCUGCAGAAGGAGCAGAGGAACAGCGCGCUCAACGCACUGAAGCUCAGCGACAGCUGGAGGACGAUCCUCCGCCAGAGCCGAGCUGCCGAGCUGCGCGGAAACGUGUCCGUCCUCAGCCGAAGGUUCGAGAGGGAGCUGGACGGGCUGGACGGCACCGUCAAGAGUCUCGAGCGCGAGCUGCACGAGGCGGAGCGUCAGGCCGCUCAGGUGAACCGUCUGCACCUGCGCAGUCUGGAGCGUCUGUGCGCGCAGCAGGACAAGUGGCUGCGGUUCGUGCAGCUGCAGUGGGACAAGAGCCUGCAGCAGCUGAGCGCCGGGGUCCGGUCCGAGAGAAAGCAGAUGCUGGCGAACUCUGAGCAGCUGCGAGCCGAUCUGGACGACGCGGCGUUUAUGCUGGAGCGGCGGUACGAAGAAACCAUGAGAGAGAUCCACAGAGUGUACCGAGACAGCGUCACAGCGUUCGAGAAGUCUCCUGAAACCACGAGGGUCGAUCUGCUCCGGGAGGACAAGGAGACGCUGCAGGAGAAAUCUGGACGGAACCAGCAGGACCGGCAGGUGAUGGAGCACAGAACCACACAACUGAACGACAAGCUCGCCAAGAACCAGGUGUCCAGUCAAAAGGCAGAGUCGCUGGAGAAGAAGCUUCAGAACCAAAAGGACGACAUCGUUCAGACCAAGAAGCUAAUAAAGUCCAGCCAGACGGAUCAGGAAGCGCUGGAGCGAGAUCUAAGCGGCGCCAGGAAGGAGGUGACCAGAAAGACUCGGGGGCUCCGGGACCAGCUGACCCGGGCUCAGGCGGCGGCGAGGAGGCGGCUCACAGACAUCACCAUCCACAGCAGCAACGCCAUCAAGAGGCUGCAGGAAGUGAUCAACAAGGGCGAAAAGGUUUUACGCAUCGCUGACAUGUGCAGGAAGCUGGCGCUGGAGCAGGAAAACGCCUUCACGGCAUCAUCAGCUCCAACUGUGCUUGAGGAGGAACCAGAGAAGGAGCCAGCCCAGUUCCCGGAGCUGCAGCAGGUGAUGCGCAGCGUCAACGCCGCUCGGCUGCGUCACGAAGCGCUGAAGAAACAGAAAUCGGACCUGAGCCGAGAGAACCAGCAGCUGAGGCUUCUGUUGCGCCGGCACCUGGACGCCAUGACGGUGAGCGACGGCGGCCUGGACGGAGCCCAACCUCUGCUCACCGUGUACCAGGUCCCAGCAGAACCCGGCCGACGCCACGCGGUCACGGAGGCCGCUCACGCCGCCAGGCGCUCCCUGACGGACUGAGACGAACACUAAUGAGUUGGACGUCACAACACAAUAAAAGAUUAGCACACAGA